This is a messenger RNA of Scutellospora calospora, 396 nucleotides long. NCBI's taxonomy places the organism in Eukaryota, Fungi, Glomeromycota, Glomeromycetes, Diversisporales, Gigasporaceae. The record is from the annotation of a GenBank genome assembly.
AUGUACUGUGCAUCAAGUCCUUUAGUGGGUCGGAAUCAACACGCGCCUGAAAUAAUGAAGAAAACCUUAAAUUGUGAGUCAAUGGGAAACUCAACUCACGGGCAAACGUCAAGGAGGUUUGGUUGUUUCAGUUUAGGAGCGUAUUUGGAUGAUUUUGAGCUCUGGAAAUAUCAAGGUUGGCUCUGCAGAUUUGGACGUUUUUCGUUUUCAAAUCACAACUAUGAAGAAAAGGAAGCAACACAUGUUUAUGAAAUGACUUACGGAGCAAUAAGAGAGACUAUAGCCUAUCUUUCUUAUGGACUUUCAUCUGGAAUCGAUAGAAAGUUCAAGAUGAUGAAAAUUAUCCAGGUGAGAUCAAUUGGAGGAAUAUAUAAUGGAUCUGUCAAGCAUAGCUGA